CACCACGUCCAUCGCCCCUUUGCAGACAUGGCGCAUCAGCCACACGGCCAGUCCGAGAACCUCACGGAGCGCGAUACUGGCCAGAGAGCCGUGGCAGUGGCUGAUGCAGUCAAGAAGCUCGACGCCUCGCGCGAAGCCCGGCGUGUUUUCACGCUGCCGCAAAAUGAAAUAGCCAUGCGAACAGACAUGCACAACCAUUCUAGCACCUGUACGAGCCUCCUGGCGAGCCGCUGCUCUUCUUGCAUAUAGUCGGUGCCAUGGGGGACUCCCGUUUCAGUCACUACCGAACACGCUGCGACUUCCAGCUCGCUCUGCGUGCCAGCUGACACCAUGGCUCUCCUUCUUGCACCUUACAACAAUGCUAUGCGCCUGGGCCAAGGCUUCAACUCGUAUACCCAACAAGUGUGUAUUGACGAUGCCGUCGUCAUCGAUCCUGACAGGCCAGCAAAUGUGGUCACCAACAUUGGUGACACGAUGGAAGACCUGGCAAUGGCCAUGGCUGAGCAGAUUGAGCGUGACAAAGAGCGUUUGACACAACGAGCCGAGUCUGGCGAUUCUGGAGAGCGCUCGUCCUCAAUCCGCGCCGAUAGUGAUGGAUCGGAUGAUCUGGUCCACGUUUCUGCGCCCUCCACGAAUCCUGUAGCUGCGGCUCGUGAAGCUGAGGAAGAAAGUGAAAAGCUCACCGACGAAGAGAGACGCAAGAAGGCUGGUGAGAAGAAGGCCGAGGAGGCAGCUAAUCUGAAAGGCAAAAGUCUGGAAGAAGUGGAGAAGAAGAAAGAUGGCAUCAAAUUCGAGAAACGAGGGAUUGGCAUGGGCACUAACCUUGAAGCCUAUCCUUGGUCACUUGCAGAGGCGAAAGGUCCCAGUCAAGUCGUGUCGUAUUCAUCGCGUUUCAUUGAUAAAUUAAGCGACAUCACCGAAGACAUGAGCAUCUCUGGAAGCUUGUCCAUCAAGUACGGCGCCAUCGGUGGCUCUGGCAGAGGAUCUUUCGUUGACUCGGAGAAAUUCUCUCAAUCUGACCUGAACUUCUACAUCAGCGUGAAGGUGAUCAACCAGUCCAUCAAUUGGAGAGAUGCGCUGAUCUUCAACCCUAUCCCUUCGAUUAACACUGUCGACACCUCGAAGACACAGCAAGAGUUCAACAAGGUCUUUGGAGACAGUUUCAUAUCGGGGUUCCAGGAGGGAGGCGAGUUCAAUGCUGUUGUCAGCAUGAAAAUUCUCAAUAAAGCAAAGCUCACCGACAUCGAGGCGGAAGCAAAGGUUGCACUGACUAUCGGCCCAGGGAGCGUAGGCGCUACAGGUGCCGUGCACACGGCCAAAAAGAAUCUGGAGAUGAAUACCGAAACAACAAUCCAGGUGUCCUGGAGCGGUGGAGGACACAUCAAGGACCCACGUCAAGCCUGGACGAUUGAUUCUUUAAUGGAGGCGGCGGCGAGGUUUCCCGAUCUUGUGGCCCAAUCGCCACAACGGACGUACGCGAUCCUCUCAAAGUACGACACGUUGAGGAGCUUCGCCGACAAGAAGCCCGCAGGCGUGUCUCCUCUUGCAUAUGAGAAUGCCCAGCUUUACACUAGCGCCAUGAUGGACACGUACAUGGAGUACAAAGCUCUCUACAAGCGCCUGACGGCAGACAUGGCCAGUGUCCGAGACACCAAAACCAAGCGAAUUGUUGCGUGGGCGGCAAAUACUACCACCUCCGACCAGACAGGUCCCUUCGAGAGCAAUGUCAAAGGUCUUGACGAUGCGCGAAGAAGGAUACGGGAGCAGAUGAUGCUUAUCGUUACCGAAGUCGAUAAAUUGACGGUGGACCCCAGUAAGCUGAGUCCUGAUUACAAGGAGCCUUUCCUGCCGGCAGCAACAUUCGCCACGAAAGUCCCUAUCGUAGAAGACAUCGUCAAGGCACCGGAAGUUCCCUUGUCCGGCAAAGAAAUCAAACCGGUAGAAGAAAAAAGAGGCUCGGCGACCUCUGAGCUCUUAGUCAGUAAGGACGAAGUAACAUCCGAGGAAGAAAAUUAUACUGUUGGACUCAGUCAGAAGGAUCCCUCUAUUGGCGAGCAUCUGAAAUUGACAAGGCCCUGUGGAUCAGUCGAGAACGGCACUUACUUCAACAACCUUGACUUCGUCCACAAGGACUUUACCAUAUCCUCGAUUGCUGUAGAGCUUUCCAAGGGGGCGCUGUCAGCACUCAGGGUCCAGUAUACAAAUGGUCUGGCUAUAACCCAUGGAAAGACGACCGAUAAGGCGCCGAUUAUUUUGAAGUCCUUUUCUGCUGGCGAGAAGCUCAUUGCAGGCUCAAUCGAGACUGGAUGUGGCCCUGAUGAUGGGGAACAGGAACGUGUCAUAUCGCUCAAGCUCUACACCAAUCGAGGUCGCCAAUUAUUGGGCACUGCAGCCUCGUCCACGCUCUCCGGUGGGGCGCACAACAGAGAUGGAACGAUCUACUUGAAAGUGAAGACGACCUACUUCGACACUCCAUUUCAAAAUGGCUCCCUGCGCGGAUUUUGGGGCAGAAGCACUGAAAAACAAAGCUCUGACGGCGUGAUAUGGAGACUUGGACUCGUUUGGGGUGACGCGGGAAGCUCAGACAGUACUGCUCCUCUUGUGGUCGCCGACGGCCCAGAAGAAGGGUCCGUUUUCGCCCAGGCUGGCCAUGCAUACGUCAAAUGGGACCAGGGUAGACGCGGAGAACGGUUCAAGACGGCUGUGACAUUCCCGUUCCCGUACUCUACCACCCCGACAAUCAUAUCAGGUCUCAGAGAGUACGAUCUGGCCAAGUCCAAUAAAAUGGAAAUUGGUGAAGAAAGUAACGACAGCAUUUCUCCAACCGGUUUCCAGGCGACAACUUACAGUAUUGACGAGGCGUCGACAUAUGGCGUUUCUAGCUCCUGGAUGGUAUUGCCCCAGAACGAAAUUUCUUUCCAAACAGGAGAAGUCACAACACGUGGUAUCGAUACCCGACCGAACAUCGAUAUCAAAGUCAUGUUCCCAAGAAAAUACAAGUCCGAUCCGACAGUGGUGUGCUGGCUCAAGGCCGUUACAACCACUACCAAAGGCGAUCCACCCAAUCAUCGCGUGUUAUGUACUGUCAAGAGCGUUGGACCAGACUAUGCUGUCAUUGCCAUAAGCACGUGGCAUACGACCGACCUGGUCUAUGCCAAAGUCGGAUGGUUGGCAUGGGACAAGGAGCAAGAUGGUCGCCUGAUCAAGACAGGCAGCCUUCUUACGAAACACAAUGACGCUGCUAACAAGAAUCAAGAGAAGGAGGUAAGGUUCGAGAGGGGCGCGUUCAAAAAGCCUCCGGUCAUGUUCUUUGCCUUUGAAAGCUGGGAUGUCAAGACCGUGGAAGGUUUGAGAGCAACGGCGAGUCUCCGCGUAAUUGAAAAGGACAGAUUCACCGCUACGUUGGGAGCUUGGGAUGCCACUCAAUACGAGUCUUUCAUAGGCAGGUGGAUCGCUAUCGAAGGACCUUGA
This is a messenger RNA of Cercospora beticola, 3471 nucleotides long. RefSeq names its product H-type lectin domain-containing protein. Gene Ontology annotation, biological process: cell adhesion. NCBI's taxonomy places the organism in Eukaryota, Fungi, Ascomycota, Dothideomycetes, Mycosphaerellales, Mycosphaerellaceae. Gene Ontology annotation, molecular function: carbohydrate binding. The record is from RefSeq and is a predicted model, not a curated record.